AUGGCCGUGGACAAUGCUCACAUUUUCUUUCUUGUUUGCAGGCUGAUCUUUGGCACUCUGUAUCCCGCCUAUUAUUCCUACAAGGCUGUUAAGUCCAAAGAUAUAAAGGAAUAUGUGAAGUGGAUGAUGUACUGGAUAAUAUUUGCACUUUUCAUGACAGUAGAAACAUUUACAGAUCUAUUUCUGUGCUGGUUCCCAUUUUACUAUGAGCUGAAAAUAGCAUUUGUGGCCUGGCUCCUCUCGCCUUACACCAAAGGUUCCAGUUUACUUUAUCGGAAAUUUGUCCACCCCACCCUGUCAUCAAAAGAAAAGGAAAUUGAUGAAUGUCUCAUCCAAGCAAAAGAUCGCAGUUACGACGCCUUGGUUCACUUUGGCAAAAGAGGACUCAAUGUGGCAGCUUCAGCCGCGGUCACAGCUGCAGCAAAGGGUCAGGGGGCACUUUCAGAAAGACUGAGAAGUUUUAGCAUGCAGGACCUGUCUAGCAUUCGUGGUGAAAGCCCAUCGCCGUCUCCGGUGACUGUGCGCACAUCGAGCAAAUCCACCAAGUCUAAAUUAUCCCGGAGUGCAACCCAGGGCAGCGAGCCAUCAGUGUGUACGUGCUGUUCCUCCGGCAGAGUCCUGAGAGUGAUUGAGGUAAACGUGGAACACAAAGAGCUGAACUGUAGCACAACCUACGAGGUGCCAGAGGUGAUUUCAGAUGAUGAAGAAGAUGACGGUGGGAUAGUUAUACUGGAAAAGCCCACCAUAUUCAAACCUCCUCGGCGGAAGGAAAGACCGGUGGAGCCUCCUCCCAGAGUCCAUAAGCCUCGAUUAAGGAAGAAAAGUACCUCUGCCUCUAAUACGGAAACUGCGUGAGUGCAGCCAACAUCAAGCACCACAGAAUGUCUCUUCACUGCCUUAAAAGAGCAAUUCAUACCACAUGACACAGGUGGCGCCAGAGUUCAGACAGCAGGCGUGACUUUUCCCAGAACCCCUUGCUCCCCCCCCGCCCCCCACCAUAUCCGUCAAACUGUGCUCAGCUUUCUGUCUGUAGCUGCUGAUUUUUAACCGCUACAAGGAAAUUCAACGCCGGUUACCUUAUUGGUUUUGGGCCCCCGCUUGGAACAAUGUAAAAAUGUUCUCCCCCACCUCCUAUGUGCUGCCUGAAUCAAAAUGGAGGCUGCAAGUGCCCUGGACAAACACGCUGACUAUUAAUUUAUUAUGGAUCCGUGGCCACCAUGUUUGGUAUGGGUGUUCUAUGAAGUGAAAUAGCCAUGUGUUGAAAAGUGAUGUUGUUUUUUCUCUGUACCUACUACAUAUUUGCAUAUUUCCUUUUGAUGUCUGAACCUGUAUAAAUUAUGUCUCUAUAUGUGUCUGUUUGGAAUGUGAUUUUCAAAGACAGAUGUUUUUUUUUUUUACACCAGUAUUACUCAAUUGAGGCCCAAUUGGACACCC
Messenger RNA from Nanorana parkeri, 1434 nucleotides. It is a transcript of the gene REEP1, whose product is annotated as receptor accessory protein 1. The record is from RefSeq and is a predicted model, not a curated record. Lineage: Eukaryota; Metazoa; Chordata; Amphibia; Anura; Dicroglossidae. The coding region runs from base 1 to 855 and encodes 284 amino acids. Gene Ontology annotation, cellular component: endoplasmic reticulum tubular network; cytoplasmic microtubule; endoplasmic reticulum membrane. Gene Ontology annotation, molecular function: microtubule binding. Gene Ontology annotation, biological process: endoplasmic reticulum tubular network organization. The transcript is spliced from 9 exons.